GGGAAACCCGUUUUACCCGAGGUGCAGGAAGUCCACACCCCUACAUACCCUUCGGAAUUUACAAACGGCAGAGGCAACAGAAAAAAUAUGCACGGCACAAGGGGAGGAUAUAUUUGGUUGUUGAUAAAAGGUCAAGAAAGGUCAGAAAUGUAUCAUAUAUACGAUUUUUUAAAAUAGUAUACAUAUAACCGGAGUGAAUUUUAGGCGAGGCAAGUAUUUACACAAUAACAAGUCAAUAUGUUAGAAGCUUUCGUAUUCGUAGGAAAUGCUAUCAUCGAAUCGGGCGCCUGCCUCAUCAUAGUUCUAGCACCAGAGCAAUUAUUCCCUCAGCUUAAAGGUGCCGAUUUCCUGGCCGUUUCGGACUACCACUCGCCCAUGGAGUUGUGCCGGUUUUGGGGUGCAGCCAUUGGUGCAUUGGUGGUGAUGAAUACCGCGUGUGUGUUCGACAGUCAAGCUUCGUAUGGGAAGCGUGCCGUGGCAAUGGGCAUGGUAGUGUACCACACUGCUAUUACCUACUUCAUGGCGCAGCGGGUGCUGCACUUUCCCGCCGUGGGAGGGGUGGCACAGGAGUACAUGGCCCAUGUGGGAGUGUGCGGUAUCCAUACUUUCAUGGGAGGGCUUACCUCGUACUGGCUACUAACCAGCCGAGCAACCCCAAAGAGCAAGCUGUUCUAAGACUCAUUUGAGAGUGAGAUAGACCGUCUGCCAUUGCAAAGCACGUUAUGAGAGGAGUGAUACACACUACUCUUGUGAAACACCUGUAUGUGAGGUAUGGUACGUACACUUAGAAAAAAAAUGAGCUGGCGACCAGUGCGAAUAAACGUUUCUCCCAGCGUGUAUAA
Messenger RNA from Sphaeroforma arctica JP610, 842 nucleotides. RefSeq lists its product as hypothetical. Lineage: Eukaryota; Ichthyosporea; Ichthyophonida. The record is from RefSeq and is a predicted model, not a curated record. The transcript is spliced from 3 exons. Bases 238 to 675 code for a protein of 145 amino acids.